This is a messenger RNA of Osmerus eperlanus (European smelt), 3617 nucleotides long. It is a transcript of the gene rbm25b, whose product is annotated as RNA binding motif protein 25b. The transcript is spliced from 17 exons. Gene Ontology annotation, molecular function: mRNA binding. Gene Ontology annotation, biological process: mRNA processing; regulation of alternative mRNA splicing, via spliceosome. The coding region runs from base 213 to 2636 and encodes 807 amino acids. NCBI's taxonomy places the organism in Eukaryota, Metazoa, Chordata, Actinopteri, Osmeriformes, Osmeridae. Gene Ontology annotation, cellular component: spliceosomal complex. The record is from RefSeq and is a predicted model, not a curated record.
GGCCCAUGAUGCAAUGCGAAUCUUGUCUGACGGUCAUCAUAAUCAGCUAUGCUAGCUAGUAGCUAGCCUAAGUAAGGUAUUUGAGGAAACCAUCAACUAACGCGUAUCCCAAUGUUGGCUUGCUGAGAUAGCUACUAUAGUAGCUUCAAACUAAAGGAUAUCUCAAAACGGGCUUUAGCUGACUACUUGGCCGGGUGGUUGAUACUGUCAAGAUGUCGUUUCCUCCUCACCUGAAUCGACCCCUACUACCACCUGGAAUUCCUCCCCCCCAAUUUGGUUACCCUUCCGGAGCCCCUAUGAUCCCAUUGCACAUGGGCAUCAUGACUCCUGCACCCGCUGUCCUGGUGCCAACCUCAGUGUCAGUGGUCAGUAAGCCACCUGUGCCCAGGAAGGAGGCCCCCCCAUUGCGAGCCAAGGAGAGUGUGGAGAGCAACGGCCCCACCACCACCGUCUUUGUGGGGAACAUAUCAGAGAAGGCCUCGGAUAUGCUGAUUAGACAACUCCUGGCGAAAUGUGGCCUCGUUCUUAGCUGGAAGAGAGUCCAAGGAGCCUCUGGAAAACUUCAAGCAUUUGGGUUUUGCGAGUACAAGGAGCCAGAAUCCACUCUGCGAGCGUUGCGGUUGCUUCACGAGCUACAGAUCGGGGAGAAGAAGCUGCUGGUGAAGGUGGACGCCAAGACCAAGGCUCAGCUGGACGAUUGGAAGGCCAAGAAGAAGAGCACUAAUGGGGAAAAGGUUGAAGAUGGAGGCAAUGAGGAAGAGGAGGAGCUGGAUGAAGAUAUUAAGAAGCGGGACCAGAUUGUCAAGGGUGCCAUUGAUGGGCUGAUUUGCGAGUUUGCCAGUGAGCUCAAUGCUGCAUCACUGGACGAUGACUCUCAUCGGCGCAAGAAAAAGAAAGAGAAAAAAGGAGAGGAGGAUAUCAAUGCAAUUGACAUGGAGGAAGACAAGAGAGACCUGAUUUCCAGAGAGAUCAGUAAAUUCCGUGACACACACAAGAAACUCGAGGAGGAGAAGGACAAGAAGGAGAAGGAGCGGCAGGAGUUUGAGCGGGAGAGGAGGGAGCGGGAGAAGGAGAGGGAGCGGGAGCGGGAGCGCAGGGACCGGGAGCGAGAGAAGGAGCGCGAGAAAGAGCGCGACGUGGACCGCGACCGGGAAAGAGAGCGAAGGCCGAAGGAGAGGCCUCCCCGGGAGAGAGAGUGGGAAAGGGAGAGGAGCCCUGAGAGGAGCGCAGACCGCAGCAGGUCCAGAGAGAAGAGCCGAGACAAGAGCCGAGACAAGGAGAAGAAGAGGGAGCGGGAGGAGGAUGAGGAGGAGGUGUAUGAACGCAGGAGAUUGGAGAGAAGGCUCAGAGACAAGGAGGCAGCCUACCAAGAGCGCCUGAAGAACUGGGAGAUCAGAGAGAGGAAGAAGGCCAGGGACUACUCCAAGGACUCUGAAAGAGAAGAAGAACGCAGGCGAGAGAUGGCUAAAGAAGGCAAACGGCUGAAAGAGUUCCUGGAGGACUACGAUGAUGACAGGGACGACCUCAAAUAUUACAGGGGAAGCGCGCUGCAGAAGCGCCUGCGAGACCGAGAAAAGGAGAUUGAGAUGGACGAGCGGGACAGAAAGAGAGAGAAGGAAGAGCUGGAGGAGAUCAGGCAGAGGCUGCUGGCCGAGGGACACCCUGACCCCGACGCCGAGCUACGCAGGGUGUGUAUGGAGGAGGAGGCGGAGCGUUUGAGCAGAGCCCUGGUGAAGCCAGAGCCCGAGGUGGAAAGAGAGAGACCGAAGCUCCCCAGGGAGGACCGCGAGAGGAGAGGAGACCGCGACCGCAAGAGAGACCGCGGUGAGGCACACGCUCGCCAAGCCCCCUCCGAAAAUGAUGCGGAGGAGGAGAGCUUGGACGGGGCCAGUCGUCCGGAAGCCAAGCCCCGCCUCAAGCCGACGCUGCGCCCGAUCACGGCGGCCCCCUCCGUCUCGUCAGCCAGUGAGAACGUGACGCCAAACUCCCCCGGGGACGAGUCGCCAUGCGGCAUCAUCAUCCCCCACGAGAACUCGCCCUCAGAAGCCCCCCCCCUGGAGGAGAUCCGCCCCAAGAUCGGCCUCAGCCUCAAACUAGGCUCCACGGCCAGCCCCAGCCAGCCCCACGCUGCCAAGAGGAAGAGGCUGGCGGCCGACAGCGUCUUCAACAAGUUUGGCGAGGAGGAGGCUGACGAGCAGCCGCGCCGGAGGAAGCUGGUGCCCCUGAACUACGACGACGACGACAAGAGCCUGGGCGUGGACGGAGCCGGCCUGGCCAACAUCAAGGGCGUCGACACAGAGGAGAAACGCAGGCACAUCAAGAGCCUGAUCGAGAAGAUCCCCACCGGCAAGCCUGAGCUGUUCUCCUACACCCUGGACUGGUCCAUGGUGGACACGAACCUAAUGGAGCGACGUAUCCGGCCGUGGAUCAAUAAGAAGAUCAUAGAGUACAUCGGAGAGGAGGAGGCAACCUUAGUAGACUUUGUCUGUUCCAAGGUGAUGGCUCACGGCACACCACAGGGUAUCUUGGACGAUGUUGCUAUGGUGCUUGAUGAAGAAGCUGAGGUCUUCAUUGUGAAGAUGUGGAGGUUGUUGAUCUAUGAGACCGAAGCAAAGAAAAUUGGAUUGGCGAAAUGAACCUAAAGCACUGAACCAAGAUCCAUUUUCUUUUAGUGCUUGUAAAUGUCUCAUGUCAUGCAGCCCUUAUUGGCUGUUCUGUGUUCGACCUCACCAGUCCUCCUCUCUCCUGCAAGACUAGGCAUCUGAGCCGCUGUCAUCCUACUCUUCAGAUACAUCAUGUCAUACUGUUAAAGAUAAUGGCCUUUUAGCAGUGUGUUAUUGUGUUUGUACUUCAUGCUCGUGUCCGUUUCCCUGAUGAGGCCCUUAUGCCAGACCCCCCAUGGGAAUCACCCCCCAUGGGAAUCACCCCCCAUGGGAAUCACCCCCCAUGGGAAUCACCCCCCAUGGGAAUCACCCCCCAUGGGAAUCACCCCCCAUGGGAAUCACCCCCCAUGGGAAUCACCCCCCAUGGGAAUCACCACUUUGAACUGGCAUUCUUUUGGCUGGGUUGAGGGACAGUGCAGUUCGCACAUAUGGAAAGUAAUGGUUGAAUAGAUCUUUGCCUACAAAUACGUUCUACCGGUUGCAAUCUCCAGCAUUUUUUUAAAGAACCAAAUGUAAAGUAGAUGCUAUUUUGUAUGUUAUCCGCAUGUAAAGAGAUGCAGGACCUGAACUGCUUAAAUUUACUUGCGUAGUGUAGGAUUGUUACUGUUUCACAAACUGCUUUGGCUAUUCUAUCAAUUAUGUUUGUGAAGGAGCAUGACAUGCUGUUUUGACUUUUUAUUUGUUGUGCUAUUCGGCUUUGUUGGACCCCAGCUAGAACUCUGCAAAACAAUUCUGCAGCACUGACACAUUUCUGACUAAUUUGGAUCUUUUCCAAUUUCUUGUAUUGUCACAUUUCUUUGGUGCCUCCUGAACAUGACCCCAGAUGUAGAGAUAAGCACAACUAAUACAUACCAAUUCUGACAAAAUGAAUGGAUAUAGAUUGUGCUUAAUGUCAGCAUUUGUUUUGUACUGGUGGAAAUGUGUUUUGAAAUAAAGCAAUUUUUUAGUACUUGU